Xiphophorus hellerii (green swordtail) is the source of this 4410-nucleotide messenger RNA. It is a transcript of the gene eif3s10, whose product is annotated as eukaryotic translation initiation factor 3, subunit 10 (theta). The transcript has 22 exons. NCBI's taxonomy places the organism in Eukaryota, Metazoa, Chordata, Actinopteri, Cyprinodontiformes, Poeciliidae. Gene Ontology annotation, molecular function: translation initiation factor activity; mRNA binding. Gene Ontology annotation, cellular component: eukaryotic translation initiation factor 3 complex, eIF3m; multi-eIF complex; eukaryotic translation initiation factor 3 complex, eIF3e. The coding region runs from base 125 to 3910 and encodes 1261 amino acids. The record is from RefSeq and is a predicted model, not a curated record. Gene Ontology annotation, biological process: formation of cytoplasmic translation initiation complex; translation reinitiation.
ACGCGGUACAUCCUUUCAGCCAGCGCCGUCGUCCUGAGUGAGUGUGUGGCCUGGAUGGACUGGUGAAAUUACUGCGGUUUUAACCAAGUCAGUCACUUUUGAGUUGCACUAGCACAUUACCAAGAUGCCGGCGUAUUUCCAGCGGCCAGAAAACGCUCUCAAGCGAGCGAACGAAUUUCUUGAGGUCGGCAAGAAGCAGCCAGCCUUGGAUGUUUUGUACGAUGUUAUCAAGAGUAAAAAACAUCGAACAUGGCAGAAGAUCCACGAGCCCAUUAUGCUCAAGUACCUGGAGCUGUGUGUGGAUCUGCGCAAGAGCCACCUGGCCAAAGAGGGUCUCUACCAGUACAAGAACAUCUGCCAGCAGGUGAACAUCAAAUCUUUGGAGGAUGUGGUCAGGGCUUACCUGAAGCUGGCAGAGGAAAAGACGGAGACAGCCAAGGAGGAGUCGCAGCAGAUGGUUCUGGACAUCGAGGACCUGGACAACAUCCAGACUCCAGAAAGCGUGCUGCUGAGUGCUGUGAGCGGGGAGGACACCCAGGAUCGUACCGACCGCCUGCUGCUCACGCCGUGGGUGAAGUUCCUGUGGGAGUCGUACCGCCAGUGCCUGGACCUGCUGAGAAACAACUCCAAGGUGGAGCGUCUGUAUCAUGACAUCGCCCAGCAAGCUUUCAAGUUCUGCCUGCAGUACACCCGAAAAGCAGAGUUUCGCAAGCUGUGCGACAACCUGCGCAUGCAUCUGGGUCAGAUCCAGCGGCACCACAACCAGAGCACCGCCAUCAACCUGAACAACCCCGAGAGCCAGUCCAUGCACCUGGAGACGCGGCUGGUGCAGCUGGACAGCGCCAUCAGCAUGGAGCUCUGGCAGGAAGCGUUUAAGGCCGUCGAGGACAUCCACGGCCUCUUCGCCCUCUCCAAGAAGCCUCCCAAGCCUCAGCUCAUGGCCAACUACUACAACAAGGUUUCCACGGUCUUCUGGAAGUCUGGGAACGCUCUCUUCCACGCCUGCACUCUCCACCGCCUCUACCAUCUGUCGAGGGAGAUGCGCAAGAAUCUGACCCAGGACGAGAUGCAGAGGAUGUCCACCAGAGUCCUCCUGGCCACUCUGUCUAUUCCCAUUACGCCUGAACGCACCGACAUCGCUCGGCUGCUGGACAUGGACGGCAUCAUCGUGGAGAAGCACCGCCGGCUGGCCACCCUGCUGGGCCUCCAGUCCCCACCGACCCGCCAGAGCCUCAUCAACGACAUGGUGAGAUUUAACCUGCUGCAAUACAUCGUCCCUGAAGUGAAGGAGCUCUACAACUGGCUGGAGGUCGACUUUCAUCCGCUCAAGCUGAGUGGGAGAGUGACGAAGGUGUUGAAUUGGGUGAGAGAUCAGGCUGAGAAGGAGGCAGACCUGCAGCAGUAUGUCCCUCACCUGCAGAGCAACACCAUCCUUAGACUCCUGCAGCAGGUGGCUCAGAUCUACCAGAGCAUCGAGUUCAGCCGUCUGGCCUCCCUGGUUCCCUUCGUGGACGCCUUUCAGCUGGAGCGCUCAAUCGUGGACGCUGCUCGCCACUGCGAUCUCCAGGUCCGGAUCGACCACACGUCUCGAACGCUGAGCUUCGGCUCCGACCUGAACUACUCGACCAAAGAGGAUUCUCCGGUCGGUCCGUUCCUGCAGAACAUGCCGUCGGAGCAAAUCAGGAACCAGCUGACCGCCAUGUCUGCUUCCCUGGCUAAAGCCAUCCAGGUCAUCAAACCUGCCUCUAACCUGCAAGAGCGCGAUGAACAUAACCAGCAGGCCAUCGCUGCGUAUCUGAAAAACGCUCGCAAGGACCACCAGCGCAUCCUGGCCCGCAGGCAGACCAUCGAGGAGCGCAAGGAGCGCCUGGAGAGCCUGAACAUCCAGCGGGAGAAGGAGGAGCUGGAGCAACGAGAAGCCGAGAUGCAGAAGGUCCGCAAAGCCGAGGAGGAGCGUCUGCGGCAGGAGGCCAAGGAGCGGGAGAAGGAGCGCAUCAUGCAAGAACACGAACAAAUCAAGAAGAAGACGGUCCGCGAGCGACUGGAGCAGAUCAAGAAAACAGAGCUGGGAGCCAAAGCUUUCAAGGAUAUUGACAUUGAGGACCUGGAGGAGCUGGAUCCUGAUUUCAUCAUGGCCAAACAGGUGGAGCAGCUGGAGAAGGAGAAGAAGGAACUUCAGGAGCGUCUGAAGAAUCAAGAGAAGAAGAUUGAUUACUUUGAGAGGGCAAAACGCCUCGAAGAGAUUCCUCUGAUCAAGAAGGCGUAUGAGGAACAGCGAGUCAAAGACAUGGAGCUGUGGGAGCUCCAAGAGGAGGACAGGAUCAACAACCUGAAGAUCGAGCGGGAAAAAGCUCUGGAGCAUAAGAAGCGGAUGUCCAGGAUGAUGGAGGAUAAGGAAGGCUUCCUGGCCAAGAUCACGGCGGCCCGCAGCUUCAUCUAUGAGGAAAAACUUAAAACGUUUGAGGAGCGUUUGGUGGAGGAGAGGAAAACGCGCAUGGAAGAAAGGAAGAGGCAGCGCAAAGAGGACCGACGUAACACGUUCUACCGCCAGAAGGAGGAGGAGGCUCAGCGGAUCCACGAGGAGCAGCUCAAGAAAGAGCGUGAGGAGCGAGAGCGCGUGGAGCAGGAGCGCCGUGAGGAGGAGGAGCGGGAGUACCAGGAGCGUCUGCGCAAACUGGAGGAGCAGGAGCGCAAACAGCGCGCGCGACAGCAGGAGAUAGAGGAGCGCAUCCGGCAGAAGACCGUCAGCCCACAGGAGAAGAAACCCAAGGAGGAGAAGGACGAGGGAGGGUGGAGAAGGAAAACUGACGGCGACUCGGAAUGGCGCCGCCCGGUUCCUGACAAGGACUGGAGACAGGAGGGCCGAGAAGACAACCGAGAGGAGCGGGACGGCCCCUUCAGGCGUGGGGACGGUCCUCGCCGUGACGGGGACGACCGCGGGCCUCGCCGAGGCUUUGACGACGACCGAGGUCCGCGUCGCGGAGGAGACGACGAGCGUCCGCCUCGCAGGGAGAUGGAUGACGACCGUGGGCCGCGCCGAGGUUUCGACGACGACAGAGGUCCCAGGAGGGGUGGGGACGAAGACCGCGGACCCAGACGAGGAUUUGACGACGACCGCGGUCCCCGACGCGGUUUCGAUGACGACCGUGGACCCAGACGCGGCUUCGACGACGACCGUGGACCCAGACGUGGCUUUGAUGAUGACAGGGGUCCUCGCAGGGGGCUUGAUGACUCCAGGGGUUCCAGACGUGGGGCUGACGACGACUGGGGCCCCAGAAGAGACAUGGAUGAUGGCCCGCGCCGCGGUGAGGACGCCAAGCCAUGGAAACCCCUCGGCAGACCCGGUGGCUGGCGUGAGCGGGAAAAAGCCCGAGAGGAGAGCUGGGGGCCGCCCCGCGGCGGCGCCAAUGACGACGGAGAAGAAGACGAUGGAGACGAGCGAUCCAGCGACCACUUCAGAGACCGUCGUCCACAGAGAGAAGAGAAUCCCUGGAGGAGAGGAGGCAACGAGGAAGGAAGCUGGAGGGAUUCCCGCAGAGAAGAGACCGACAAGGAUGACCGCCGUAGCGACCGGGACGACCGCCGUAGCGACCGGGACGACCGCCGUAGCGACCGGGACGACCGCCGUAGCGACCGGGACGACUGCCGUAGCGACCGGCGAGACAGAGACAGACGAGACGAUCGCGAACACAGACCUCCACCUAGAGAUACUGAUGAAGGAAGCUCCUGGCGCCGCGGCGGCGACAACAAACGGGAGGAGCGUGAGAGGGAACGCCCCAGAGAGCGGGAGAGAGAAAGGGAGCAAGAGUGCGACGCUGAAGGGGAAAAGGCUUGGCGUACCGACAAGGAAAACCCUCGCCGCACCAAGAACGAGACGGACGACGACGGUUGGACCACCGUCCGGCGCUGAGCAGCUGCUCCGCCUCCUGGGACGAACAUGACAAGAAUUACUAUAAUAAUAAGAGAAAAAUACUCAGCCAGUGGGUCACAGCUUCUAGCUUCUAAUACUGGAUGAAAUAUUUGUAGACUUUAGCUUCAUGGGGAUUUAUUUUAUCUUUUUGUGAUUUUUUUUUUUGACUGGUUCCUCCUCAACUCUAAUAUCAGUAACCCAAUGAGCUUGUGUGGCCUCUUUAACAAUAAUCUAAAAAUGGUCUGACGUUCAAUGCAAACUAUGUAUCACCAACUGCCUCUUAAUCAUAGACUGCAUCGAUAAUCUGACUCAGAUUAGCAUCUCCUGUAGUAGCAGCAGUUUCUCCUGGUUUAAUUUGCCGGUGGGUUUCACAUCUUGAUUUGCAUGCUUCAGAAAAUUCAGGUGGUUUCUUGAUAUCCGGUGUUUGCUUCUGUCCUGCUGCAGCCGCUGGAUGCAUGUUGACAGAACAACUUUACGUAAUAAAAAUGUUUGCUCACCGC